This is a messenger RNA of Fomitiporia mediterranea MF3/22, 2190 nucleotides long. Its product is annotated as DEAD-domain-containing protein. The record is from RefSeq and is a predicted model, not a curated record. Gene Ontology annotation, cellular component: nucleolus. The transcript is spliced from 8 exons. Gene Ontology annotation, molecular function: ATP binding; nucleic acid binding; RNA helicase activity. NCBI's taxonomy places the organism in Eukaryota, Fungi, Basidiomycota, Agaricomycetes, Hymenochaetales, Hymenochaetaceae. Bases 1 to 2157 code for a protein of 718 amino acids.
AUGUCCCUUCUUGUCUCCAAACGCGCUCUGAAGCGCAAGAAACCAUCAUCAAGUGCUCUGGGCUCAAGGAAAAGACUAAGGAGGGAUGUAAAUUCAAUAGAAGACCUACCAUGGAAAAAAGUCUCGCGUCCUAGCGCGUUGGGCUUUGAGGGAGACGACGGCAUCUUGGAGUUGGAGGAAGUUGAAGACGUUGAGGUUGUGUAUGAGGAGACCAAGAACGGUAGGGUGGCAAGGUUUAAGGUCUUGGAAGAUCAAGAGCACGAGCGAGGAAGUGUGUCACAUGAAGACGACGAUGAACGGACUAAUGGAGACCCUGUGGUAGAAGAGGAUGUAUUCGACCUAUCACUACUUCCUGAAUGGUCGGACUUCUCAUUACAUGCCCGUCUCCUCUCCGCCUUGCACAGCCAGAAAUUUGCAACGCCAACCCCUAUACAGCGAAGUGCAAUUCCCGUAGCUUUGAAGGGAAAGGACGUCGUUGGUGUAGCACAGACCGGCUCAGGUAAAACACUUGCUUACGGGUUGCCUAUCUUAAAUCACCUCCUCCAAAUGGGACGUCCAAAAGGGAAACGACCUCUUCAAGCUCUUGUACUCGCACCAACACGUGAAUUAGCGUUGCAAGUCACCGAACAUCUAAAAGCUUGUGUUGUUGAAGAUGCAGAGCGACGGACAGGUGCUCCACGUGUGAGCAUUGGUACCGUCGUUGGUGGGAUGGCGAUACAAAAACAGAUUCGUAUAAUAGAACGUGGAGUGGACAUAUUGGUCGCUACCCCAGGCCGUUUGUGGGACCUCAUCGAAGAGGACAACUCUCUUUCCGAGCAACUUCGAACUCUCCGAUUCCUCGUCCUGGACGAGGCGGAUCGGAUGAUUGAGACUGGCCACUUUGCCGAACUGGACAAUAUUAUCCGACUCACAACACGUCAAUCGAAAUCAACUGAAACGGACGAAGCGUUCAUGUUUGGAGAGACCGAGACGCGAGGCAAAAACGAUGAAAGCAAUGAGGAAACUCCGAUGCAGACCUUCAUAUUCUCUGCGACGUUGAGUCGUGACCUUCAACAGAAUUUAAAGAAAUGGAAGCGCAUAUCCAACAAGGUAACGAAGAAGGGAACAACCGACAAGCCUGUGUCGACGUUGGACGAGCUACUUUCGAGACUUGACUUCAGAGAUCCGGAGCCGGAAGUGAUCGAUUUGAGCCCUGAGGGUGGGAUCGUAUCUACACUCAAAGAGAGUCAAGUCGAAUGUCUGAGCGCAGAUAAAGACGUAUAUCUAUACUACUUCCUUCUACGAUAUCCAGGACGCUCUCUAGUUUUCCUCUCCUCAAUCGACGGUAUCCGACGCCUUCUACCAUUAUGCGAACUCCUACAACUUCACGCUUUCCCACUUCAUUCACAACUACAACAGCGCCAACGCUUAAAGAAUCUCGACCGCUUUAAAUCGACAGCUAAUUCAAUUCUCCUGGCUACCGAUGUAGCUGCUCGCGGGCUCGACAUCCCGAGUGUAGAUCAUGUCAUUCAUUACCAAAUUCCACGAUCCGCAGACGUUUACAUCCAUCGCAACGGUCGAACGGCGCGCGCUUCGCGUCAUGGUUUCAGCCUUAUCAUGUGCGCGCCAGAUGAGAGACGCAUCCUUCGCGCGUUACAUACCAGUUUGAAUCGAGUGGGCGAGAACGAAAUCCCCGAUAUGCCAAUCGAGCUUGACCUCCUGGAUAAGCUCAAGGGUCGCGUACAACUUGCAAAACGCAUUGACGCAGCGGCACAUCGCGUCAAGAAAGAGAAGCACGAAAGGAAUUGGAUGAAGGAAACAGCAGAAGCUAUGGAAAUCGAGCUCGAUUCUGACAUGGAUGACAAACUAUCAGAUGGAGAUGCUCCAUCAAAAAAGCGAAAAGAUUCAAAAGUCAAACAAGAAACACAAGCACUUAAAGCGGAGCUCAAACACAUGCUUUCCCAACCGCUAGUCGCAAAGGGCGUAAUGAAGAAGUACAUCACGUCCGGUGCGCGCAGCGUCGUGUCCGAGCUACUCAACUCGAAAGGAGACGAUGAGAUGUUGGGAUACAGGAGGGCGGAGGCGAGAGACGACUUGGUCAAUACAAAAAGUUCGGCGGAUAAUAAGCAGAGACCCAAGAAAUCGGAAGUGGAAGAAGAGUGGACAGGAUUCGAGUGAUAGCGCUACCGUCGGAUAGAGGCCUUGUUAGCC